This is a messenger RNA of Daphnia carinata, 1619 nucleotides long. RefSeq lists its product as uncharacterized. The coding region runs from base 93 to 1556 and encodes 487 amino acids. The transcript has 10 exons. The record is from RefSeq and is a predicted model, not a curated record. NCBI's taxonomy places the organism in Eukaryota, Metazoa, Arthropoda, Branchiopoda, Diplostraca, Daphniidae.
AAGCGCGAAAACUUCCCUCUGUAGAAGCUUAAAAACCCCAAUGCGACCAUGGAUACCGUGCUCAGUCACUGGCAGGCAAUCAUAAAGUUAACAUGAAGCCUGAAUGUCCCAUCGGGCUUGUGCUGCUGUGCUGCAUUGCUUCGGUUUUACCUGCUGCUAUUGAUCAUUCAAUUCACGAUCGCGAGGCAAAUGUCCCGGCGCCUGAUUAUGGGAGCGUUACUACGCCAGUGAAGGAUGAAUUGGUGGAUGAACGUAGUCGGCCUUAUAUUGUACAGUCGGGGCAGGGUGUACCUCCACCUAUUCCUCAACCACCUGGAGUUAAUCCACCACCGCCAUAUGGUGGUCCAACUGCAUUUGGUUCAGGGGGAUCAGCCUAUCAUGGCCCCGUUGAAAUUCGUGAGGAAGUUACUACAAAUCUGGAGUGCCUAAAGACCUACAUGAAUGUCUACUUCAAGUUUUCAAAACCGUUCACUGGUUACAUCUACCCACAUGGUUUCUUUGACAAGUGCAUCCUGUUUCUUGGUCAUGGAGAGAGGGAAGUAAAGCUCACACUGAGCCAAGAUAUCUGUGGAGCCCCUCCACCACCAAUGGUUCCUGGAUAUUCACAGCGAACUAAUCCCUUUAUUGAGCACCGGCUGAUGAUUCAGUGGGAUACUGACCUCGUCCAGGAGUACGAUACUAACAUUCUCAUCCGUUGCGAUCGACCAGAAGAUUACAAUCGGACCAUCAAAUUUGAUUUGUCUUCUGUUGUUGGGGAAAAGAAUGAAGCUAUCGUCCGAACACACCCUGGACCGAAAUUGUGGAUGGAGAUUCAGGAUGGAGAGGGACCCAGGGCUCCACCUGUUCUAGGUCCUGUUUAUUUGGGCCAAAUGCUCUCUUUGGUUUUUACUUUGGGCGAUGACGUCUUCAAUUUCGAUUCAAAUGUGCUUCGUUGCUGGGCGACUGAUGGUAAAACUACUCAAGCGCUCACUCCCUACGUCGAUCCAAACCAAGGGGUUGCUCCAGCACGUCCUCUAGUUACGCAACUUCAAGUGAUUGAGGCGUCUUGCUCUGUGAAGCCAAAGCUGUUUGGAAAUUUCCAAAAAGUCCGGGAAUCUGAGCCUAAUUUGAAAACCACAACCGAAUGGGUUCUCUUCAAAGCCUUUAGAUUUCCUACUAGCGCCCGGGUAUUGAUUCAAUGCGAUAUUCAAGUUUGUUUCGAGAAAUGCCAACCUCAGAUUCCUUGCGAUUUACCUUACAACUCCCGAACAGCGAGUCGAAAACGUCGUGCGGCUGAUAUGAACUCGAGCAAUAGUACAGAAGUAAACCCGGAAAUGUUAUCCAUGUAUCGAGCAAUUGAAGUCUACCUUCCUAAAGAUGAAGACAAUAUGCCUAUGGCUGUAGUGAAUGGAUCUGCCGACAUGCUUUCCCGGAUGCUGAUGCCCCGAACGGAUUGUCUAUCAUCUUCGACAUUUUAUGGCGUUAUCCUGGGAUUGGGCAUCGCUCUUCUGAUCAUCAUAGCAGUUGUUGCCGUAUACGUUCAGCGGCAGGUCAAGCAAAACCGAUCUUCAAAGUAAAAAUAAUGCACACUUCUUGGCAUGUGGUUAAUGUUUGUCAGAUAUAUAUAUUUAUCGAAGUUA